Mercenaria mercenaria is the source of this 3617-nucleotide messenger RNA. Its product is annotated as twitchin-like. The record is from RefSeq and is a predicted model, not a curated record. Gene Ontology annotation, molecular function: protein binding. Bases 181 to 3225 code for a protein of 1014 amino acids. NCBI's taxonomy places the organism in Eukaryota, Metazoa, Mollusca, Bivalvia, Venerida, Veneridae. The transcript is spliced from 18 exons.
CAUUACACAUUACUCACAAUGCUCGUUAUCAAUUGUCGUCACAUGUAUCAGUGUUGAUUCAUGUUUAAAGUAUUAAUGUUUUACUUUUUAAGAAUUUCACAGAUUUGGAAUAUUAUUUAAACCUAUUAUAUUAGUGAUUGUGCGUUUUAGAAUCUGGAAAUAUUGUGUUUAUUAGUCGCAAUGGAAAUGUUAACUUCGUUAAAGAGGACAAAGAUGUUUUUUUUCCUUCUUGGACUAUUUAAUCCUGUGGACUUGAGACCAAGAGUUGAUUGGGAUAAAUACGAAGCGUUAAACUACAGACAAAGUACUAGUAACCACUCCUAUGUCUGUUCAACGGGUCGUCAGAGAAGUCUGCCCGGCAUUACUUACGACAAAAAAGGUCGUUAUUACAGCAUCUCUUAUCAUGGAAUUUGUCCUCAUCCUGAGAUGAAAGACUGGAAAUGUAAUGCGGACUAUAAAAAAUGUAUAAACGGGACAACAUAUCAUUGUGCCAGGGAUUCUAUAACUGGAGCAUUUACUGACGCAUGCGCUUUUCCGGUAUUUUGUGGAAAAGGAAAAGAACCUAUAAUACAAUACCCAGAAGGCCUGGCUAAAAUUGAUUGUCGAUAUUGCGAGGAAGAUCAUUUCAAUCCUGCAAACAUAAGUUCAGAUACUUAUUCCGAGUGUGAGAAGAAGAGAGCAAAAUGUCGUCAAGGUGAAGAAAUUGAGUGUCUUACUGAAGGAUACGCCAAAUAUUGGACACAAAGAAGAUGCAAAUGUAACUGGAAAAUGAACUAUAUACCUAGAAAUUUAAAAACCUUAAAAAAUUUAGAGACUACAGAUAAGUUCUGCCUAGAAGAUGUUACGUGCAUAUUUUAUAAGUGCAAUACCCGAGACGGAAAACGCCAACAACGUUUACCAGAUUAUAGCUGUGCGGAAGUAUGUGACCCAGAUUUUCAUAGAAUAAACGAAUCGGGGGAGUGUGUUCUCAAAGAAAGUAACGUUACAAAAGAAGGAACAUCAACGGCAAAUGUAUUUUCAGUUCCUACAACAAAAACAACAACAACACAAAAGAAACUUUCAUCAAUGUUAAGCACUGGCAUUACACCGUCUAAGAGUAACAAUGACAGCAGAACAUUGCCCACAACAACAAAAACAGAUGUUAGUAAAUACUGGGUAGGUAUUGUGAUAGGAAUUGCGAUAGGGAUCAUAGCUGUAGGUGCAUGCGGAUUCGUUGUUUGGUGCCGUUUCCAAAUAAGUGACGAUAAAAGACAAAACGGAAAAUCUGACAAUCAUAAUCCCAGUCCUCCUGGAACACCAGAAUAUGUCAGUUCUACUGAAGAUAGUAUCCAGAUAAGAUGGGAUCCGCCAGACGGAAAUGAAGCACAGCCCUUUAUAGGCAGCUAUGAAAUUGAGAUAAGAGAAGCUGGACAUCAGGCUUGGAAAAGUUUAGGGGAAGCGACUUACAAUAGAUGUACUGCCCGUGGCCUGAAACAGGAAACGUCAUACGAGUUCCGUGUUACUACUUUCCACAAAGGCAAGACAUUUUGUCAUUUCAGUGAUCCAAUACCACUUCAGCGGCCUUCAGUUGUUCCAGAGAUACGCACCCGUUUAGGUGAUACUAUAGCUAGGAAAGGAACUCCAGUUACUAUACGUGUUAUUUAUAAGUGUACAUCUGUACCAGACGUGAUAUGGAAAAAGGGUGAUGACGUACAUGAAGAAGAAGACGAUCGCGUGACGUUCAAACAUGAUGAUGUAGAAGCUGCAUGUGUAAUGGAGGUCAGGUCCGCUGAAAGAAAAGAUUCAGGCAAAUAUACAAUUAUACUGAAGAAUGAAAAAGGCAGCUGUCAGAAAUCAUUUCAAAUUAUUGUCAAAGAUGUUCCAGGCAUGCCUGUUGGGCCAUUAACAGUGAAUAACGUUCGGGAAUCAGAAAAUAAAUAUCGGCUGACAUGGAAACCGCCAGAGGACAAUGGUGGAAGUGAAAUAGAUAACUAUGUAGUGGAGCAGGAAAGUGAAACAGGAGAAUGGAAGCCAUAUAUUGCAUACGUAAGAGAAACAAGCUAUAUAUUAGACCUAACUCAAGAACGGAAAGAGUAUCGUUUCAGAGUUAAAGCCAAAAAUGAACAAGGAUUCAGUGUACCAUGUGAAAUGGAAACACCUUUUAUUCUAAGUGCACCCAAAGUGAACCAAGAGGUAAAGGAUUAUGUCGCAGUGGAGGGUAAUCCAUGUAACGUUUCAGUUCCUUACAGUGGCGUACCGAAACCUGAUGUUCACUGGACGAAGAAUGGCGUUGCAAUUAAAGAAGAAUCUGAGAGGAUCUCUUUUAAAACUGAUCAUAAGAAUAUUUCUUUGGAACUGAAUCCCACAGUGAAAACUGAUAGAGGAAAGUACAGUGUUAAAUUGAGAAAUCCAUUUGGCACGGAUGAGGUUUCAUUUUAUGUACAUAUCAAAUACAAGCCUGGUAAGCCAGAGGGACCAUUAACAUUUAAACGUUUAACGUCAACUGAAUGUCUUCUAAACUGGAAACCGACAGGGGACCCUGGCGGAAGUGUAAUAAAGUACCGUGUUGAAAAGUCAGAAUCUGGACGAUGGGUUAAAUAUUUAACUACUGUUGAUACUAGCUGCUCAUUCUCCUCUACUCCAGGGCUUGAACGAAACCAUUUUAGAGUCUCGGCUAAAAAUGAACAAGGGUACGGCGAAUCACUGUCCGGCGAACCAGUUGAAAUUGCUCGUUAUAGUCAUGAGAUAGAUACUGCUGAUAGUGAUUAUGAGUAUAAAAGGUAUAGUGCCCCAUCAGACAAGAAUCAACCGACAAGUCAUCUGAAGCUUACAAAAAUAAGGACACAAGAAAAUGAAAAUGACUCGGCAUUAUGUGUUUCAGGACAACAAGAAGCUUUGUCACCGCCCGCAUCCUUCUAUUCAGUAGACCAAACACUUGCGUUACCUACUGCUAUAGAACAAACCAACAACAAAAAGAACAAAGAGGACGCUAAAAGCAUAUCACUUACGAUGGAUAGCGUUAAAUGGCAUGGAAACAUAUCUGGCAAUUUUGAAUUGGAAACAAAAGACCAACUCCUCUCAUACAAACAAAAGAAACGUGCUAGUCUUCCCAGUUCCGGUAUAAUAAGUCACGAAACUAGAAUGGGAAAUAGUUCAGAUAAUGCAGUUGAAAUGAAAAACAAACAAUCGAGCAUAGAAGAUCAAGACGACGAUGAAACUUUCAGAAGUGUAAACCCUACCAAAUGAUGUUAUCGACUAGAAGAGUACAUGAAAUUAAUGACAAUUGCAAAUGGUUCAUGAUAGAUUCGUCAAAUUACUUGCAAUAUUCAGUAUAGUUCUUUAAUAAAUGAAACACUGCUUUUUAAAGACUGAUUGCUAUUAGAAAAAGUUUAAAUGUGUUAUAUGUAGAAAUUUAACGUGAUGUUAAUAAAAUUAUCAAUUUCUCAACGGGUAGUUAGGAUCUAACGAAAGCAACCAAGAUGUCUGCAAUUGCAAAAUGAUCCACAAUGCAGUCUUAAUAAUUGUGACUUGUACAAUAUUUUACCGCAACGACAUCCCAAAUCUAAAAGUAAUUGUUACGCCAAUUCCUAGGGACAUUUUUAAGCACUACAGAUGAAUAAAAUAUAAUGAUUGAUCUA